Neoarius graeffei (lesser salmon catfish) is the source of this 795-nucleotide messenger RNA. RefSeq lists its product as uncharacterized. Gene Ontology annotation, cellular component: external side of plasma membrane. The transcript has 6 exons. Gene Ontology annotation, biological process: positive regulation of T cell proliferation; immune response; T cell costimulation. Lineage: Eukaryota; Metazoa; Chordata; Actinopteri; Siluriformes; Ariidae. The coding region runs from base 1 to 795 and encodes 264 amino acids. The record is from RefSeq and is a predicted model, not a curated record.
AUGUCCUUGGCUCCCACCCAGCUUCAUUCCUCAGGCUGGAGACUGGAAGGAAAUAAAAAGACGAUAGGAAUCACUGCAUACACAGGAGACUCAGUACUGCUGCCCUGCUUCUGCACUGACCUCCAAACCACACCUGAGACAUUCACAUGGGAGAAACUCACAAGUAAUGAAAAGAAAUGGGUAAAGAUAUCUCCUGAGAGUGAGCAGUACAAAGAGAGAUUUCAGCUGGUUAAUGAUCGCUCUUCAGGAAAUCUCUCUCUGCUCAUAUCACACCUGACUGAAGAGGAUGGAGGAGUUUACAGGUGUAGUGUUAAAGGGAGUCAAUACACAGACAUCAGACUCACUGUUAAAGGUUGCAUACUGAAUCGACAGCCAGUGACUGUGACUCGAUACGUGGGGCAUUCUGUCCUUCUGCCCUGCUCCUGCUCUGACCUACAAGCCAAACCACACACUUUCACAUGGACGUUUUUAAAUGGUUCUGCUCACAAGGAAAUCUUCCCAAAGGACCAGACAAAUCUCUACACAGACAGAGUUCAGCUCUUUAAUGAUCAUCUUCCAGGAAAUCUCUCUCUGCUCAUAUCACACCUGACUGUAGAGGAUGGAGGACGGUACAGGUGUAAUGUUCUGACUGAUAUUGAUGUCUCUCCAGAGCAUCUUCCCUACGUCCCCUUCGCCGUAGUGACUGUGUUCUUUCUGCACAUUAUCGUGGCUGUGGUCUAUUACACCACCAGAAAGAAAGGUCCUGAUACAGUUCAUUACAGCAGAGCUGAUGGAGAUGGAGCAGUGAGUCUGUAG